Eleginops maclovinus (Patagonian blennie) is the source of this 1695-nucleotide messenger RNA. RefSeq names its product SRY-box transcription factor 17 (gene sox17). Bases 161 to 1342 code for a protein of 393 amino acids. Gene Ontology annotation, biological process: angiogenesis; vasculogenesis; positive regulation of transcription by RNA polymerase II. Gene Ontology annotation, molecular function: DNA-binding transcription activator activity, RNA polymerase II-specific; RNA polymerase II cis-regulatory region sequence-specific DNA binding. The record is from RefSeq and is a predicted model, not a curated record. The transcript has 2 exons. NCBI's taxonomy places the organism in Eukaryota, Metazoa, Chordata, Actinopteri, Perciformes, Eleginopidae.
ACAGUUCAGUCCAUGCGUCUCCUGGAAGUAGUUUAUGGAUGUGACUUAUUACUUUCCAACUACACACCCUUGCAAAGUUGUUUGUAUCUUUCUGUAGGUUGUUUUCAGUUGUAGUGUGUUGCUGCCUGGUGGCUCUCCAAAUCCUCCCAUCUGGACAGAGAUGAGUAGUCCCGAUGCGGGUUACGCCAGCGACGAUCAGACCCAGGCAAGGUGUACGAUGUCAGUCAUGAUGCCUGGAAUGGGACACUGCCAGUGGGCCGAUCCCCUCAGUCCUCUCGGGGAAACCAAAGUCAAAAACGAGCCGUGCACAUCCAGCUCCGGCAGCCAGAACCGCGGCAAGACCGAACCGCGGAUCCGGCGGCCCAUGAACGCGUUUAUGGUAUGGGCGAAGGAUGAGCGCAAGAGACUGGCGCAGCAAAAUCCGGACCUGCACAACGCAGAGCUGAGCAAAAUGCUGGGGAAAUCAUGGAAAGCCCUUCCUGUCACAGAGAAGCAGCCCUUUGUGGAGGAGGCCGAGCGGCUGCGGGUUCAGCACAUGCAGGACCACCCCAACUACAAGUACCGGCCUCGGCGGCGGAAGCAGGUGAAGAGGAUUAAGAGGCUGGACUCUGGCUUUCUUGUCCACAGCGUGUCCGAUCACCAGGGCCCGUCCAUGUCCGGGGACGGCAGGUUGUGCGUGGAAAGUCUGGGCCUGGGCUACCACGAGCACGGCUUCCAGCUUCCUCCGCAGCAGCUCAGCCACUACCGUGAUGCUCAGGCUCUUGGGGGCCCCUCUUAUGAAAGCUACAGCCUCCCUACGCCAGACACCUCUCCCCUGGACGCUGUGGAGUCAGACCUCAUGUUCUUCCCUUCACAUUCACAAGAGGACUGCCACAUGAUGCCUGCAUACGCUUACCACUCCCAGGCGGCAGAGUACCAGCCCCAGGACACUCACUCCAACCACCACAGCAACCCCAGCCAGCUCAGACACCACUCCUCAGCUCCAGAGCAGCCCCCUUCCUACAUGGGAUGCCCUAACCCUCUGGCCAUGUACUACACCCAGCACUGUAGUCCCAGCCAGCCCAAACGGCACCCCGGUGGGGCAGGGCAGCUCUCCCCACCUCCUGACUCGCACCCUCACCCAGCAGACAGCGUAGAGCAGAUGCAGCACUCCGAGCUGCUGGCCGAGGUGGACCGCAGCGAGUUCGAGCAGUAUUUGAGUUCCUCUUCGGCACGCGGGGACAUGCCAGGCUUGCCGUACGGGACACACGAGGCCGGCAUGCAAGGACCUGAAAGCCUCAUAUCAUCGGUGCUGUCAGACGCCAGCACAGCUGUGUAUUACUGUAGCUACAACAACUCCUAACCUCCUGCCCGGCCUGUUACCCUGCUGCAAGGACACUCGAUCUGACCUCAAAUCUAAAUUUGAACAAAUAUGUUUUUUAUUUUACUUGUCACUACUAGCCUGUCCUUCUAGGCCCAUGACUGAUGGUUUCUUUUAAAUGCCACAGAAAAACUGCUGUACUGUAUCUGUGUAAGAAUAAGCCAUAGAACAUUUCAAACACUGGUUUUAACUAUUUUUUUCUUCCUCUUGCAGGGAUAUUAAUUAAUUUUGUGAUAAUAAGUAUUGUACAUUCAAUAUUUUAAAGUUUAUGUAUAUACUGAAGGUGUUUUUAUACUUUUUUUUGCACUUUUGACAAAUAAAUUUCGCAAAUAGAA